GUCUGUCUCUACUCGGUGAUUCAAGGCACCGCCGCGGGCCUUCCCGGCAGAGCGCCCCGCAGCGGCCGGACCCGUGUCUCCCGCUCCCAACGCCACCGGGUCCCAGCCCUCUCCCAGCUGGGGACGCGGUUCCGGACCGGAAACCGCUGUGCGUGGUGCUCACUUCCCCAGCCCAGCGACCCCGGCCCCGCCCUGGUUGCCCCGGCGACGAGGGGCCGCCGUGCGGCGGCUGGAUCAUGGCGGCGUCUGUGGGGACGACUCCCGGGGGGACGACCCCCGCGGGGAUGACUCCGGCGGGAACCACGCCCGAGUCGGAGAAAGAUACUGAAUUCCAGGAGCAGGAAAGGAUUCUGUGUCCAGAUUUUCUUUCAGUUGCCCAGAUCACUGAAAUGCUAGCAGAGGAUGUAGAUGGAGUUCAACAGAAACUGGAAAAGUUUCUGAAUUUCAGAAAUCUUCAAACCUGUUUAAAGGAAGCCAGUCUACUAGAUUAUUAUGUAUCUGGAUUUUUGUGGGCAAGAGGAAUGGACUUUUCUAUUAUUCAGUAUUCAAAAUUUAUGACUUUACUGGAUAUGUUACUUCAUAAUCUUAAAACACUGCAUAUGUCCAUAGAAGACAGCAUAAAAUGGCUCAGAGAAGUUAUGGCUGAAAUAGGACCAUCCCAUUCACAAAAAAAUGAGGAAUGGAAUAUCUUUGAUGUAAAACAAGCCAAUGCUAUUGUUGAUUACUUGAAAGUCAGCUUAUUUCAACACUACAAGCUGUAUGAGUUUCUGUUCUUCUCUGCCAGGGAAGAAAUUGUGAUAGGAACUGAGGGGACACGGGUUCAAGUCCUGGUCCGGGAAGAUCCCUCAUGCCACGGAGCAACUAAGCCUGUGCGCCACAACUACUGAGCCUGCACUCUAGAGCCCGCAAAGCACAACUACUGAAGCACGUGGGCCACAACUACUGAAAUCCACACACCUAGAGCCCAUGCUGCACAACAAGAGAAGCCACCGCAAUGAGAAGCCCGCACACUGCAACAAAGAGUAGCCCCCGCUUGCCGCAAUGAGAGAAAGCCCAUGUGCAGCAACAAAGACCCAACGCAGCCAAAAAUAAAUAAAUAAUAAAAUAAAUUUAUUAAAAAAUAAAUAAAGUGAAUAAGGGGAUAUUUACAUUAUCUUUAUAAUUUCCCUGAUAUUAAGAACCAGAUGGAAUGUGCCAAAUGUUCUGUCUUCCCUAGUAUUGUUAUUCUGCACUUUAUAAAUUGCUUACUUCAUUAAACACCUCAGGCACUGUGUCUCAGUCUCCACUUGGUUACUUGUUCUAAUGCUGGCCUUUUAAAUGAGCUGAAGGAAAACAAGGAACCCUUUUUGCUUUUGACUUUCCUUAAAGUUUCUCCUUUGCAGUCUCCUCAUACUGUAGCUUAAAUUAGGUGUCACUUGAUGAAGUUUCACUGACAAAGUUUCCAUGUCAGAAUUACAUCAUACAGUGUGACAGCAUUGCAGUAAUUAUCUGUUAGGAAUACAAUCCUAUCUCAUCUAUUCAGCAAAACUUUGGGAAAAUGAUAGUGGCUUCAAUAGCAGCAUAUGCAGACAUUUAGAAUCAUCAAGAAAAAAAGUUUCAUAAAGAACUCCCUUUUCCCUUUGUUAAUUACACAAUCGUGCCUUUCUUCUCCAUUGUAAGGUUAUAUUUAGGUGACAUUUAUGCUUAUGGAAAGAUAAAAUGGAGAAAGCAGACAAAGAUUGGCUCAUUUAUUUUCUGUUGUCUUUUGUAUUUUUCCCAAGCUGACCAGAGCUAUUAAAAAAAAGUCCUUAAGGAAGGGAUAUUGGGUCUUAAGGAAUUAACCCGUUCAUAGAAUUUUAAAGGAUUAACCAAAGCAAGUGUUAUACUACAAUAUUUUAUGACAUUUUAGAAGUGUCUGAUAACCUUUGGUGCAAAUACCAUUUUUUAAAUUAACAACCUUUCAUAGAGGAAGCAGAGGCUUGCCCCACUAAUGUAGUUAUUCAUACUGACCUCAGGGCUCUGGAACCAAACAAGGGCCAUACAACAGCCAUAUAAAUGUUCCAAAUUUAAAUCUCAGGCAAGCAUUCAAGGUAGAUAACACUGACGAAAUUUAGUUUCUUUCUUAGUUGUGGAUAGAUGAUUUUAAGAAAACGUGUAAAUUGCUUCUAAGAAUAAUGGCUAAAUAUUAAUUCUAAGUACUAAUAGAGAACAUAAAUCAUAUUCAUACUUUUCUUGGGUUUUAGUUUAUAGAAAAUUGAAUUUGUAUUUUUGAAUUUAACAAUUGUUUCUAGCAAUUUCUACUCACCUUUUACAAGAUAUUUCAUGUUACACCUUAGAGGCAUAUUUUUGGUAAGUCAUUAUUCUUGACCUGAGAUUUUUCAUAAUCUAGAAAUCUAAUAGGUAUAGUUCUGUAAGCAGCAUGUGUUGUAGUUCAUUCAACCGUUCGCAUAUAAUAGUGUUGUUCACAAUAUACAUUGAAAAAGGCAGUAAACAACUAGAAUGAACUAGAAUAAUGACAGAAUGGAGCAGAAAACGAAGGCAGCAGAUACCUGUAGUUAUAGCCAUCUUAGUGGAUGAAGUACUGUGUGACACUUAUUUUAUUUAUAGAGAUGAGGAUUCCCUUUUAAGCACCCAAGCCAGGAGCUCUCCAAAUCUAUUGUUUUGACAAUGCAAUUAGACCACAGAUCCACAGACUUAAGAACUGUAAGGGAACCAGAAUCUCCUUAAGGAAUAUAUUUUUUCUUUGGCCUUAAGGACCCACCCAGAAACCUGGAAACUGCUAUGUCCUUUGCUUUUAUUACCUGAAAACUAGAAGAAGCAGUGAAUACUUGCACACAAAGAACGCUAUUGGACAUUAGCAAUGAUGAUGGUCAAAAAACUCAUAGCAGAUACCCUAAGUCAUGGUUCUAACCAUGUAUCUACUGCCAGGCAUCUACUAAAAUGAGAUGAUGCAGCUUUAACAAUUACAUAUUCAUUAUUCCACAUAUGUUAUCCAGUUCCUGUUGUGCUCUAGGCCUGUGCUAAGUUCUAGGGGUACACAGUGACGAGCAAUGAUUCUUGUCCUCAAGGAGUUUAUUGUCAAAUGAGAGGAGAGAGAUGAUUACAUAAGUAAUUACAAAAUAGGGUGGUUUCCAGUAACAAGUGAAAUCUAAGAGGAAAUCUAAAGGUUGUGAAUGAGUUAGCCAGAAGUGCAUUUUAUAUUUUUGGUGCAAGUGAAAGGAAUUCCUCUCAAAAUAAUUAAUUAAAAAGUGGGGGGUAUAUUAUUAGAUCACUAAUUGGUAAAUGCAGGGGAUGAAAGCUGGACUAAAGCCAACUGGAUCUAAGUAGUCAACAGUGUUAUUGAGUGUGUAUGUAAAUACAUGUGGGUGUGUGUAUGCAUGCAAGUGGUUCAGUCUCUCAUCUCUCCUAGACUUUUUUCAUUUCUUUUUUCUGAAGGGCCUUGUUCCCUUCUACUGCAGACAGGCUUCCUUCAGCUGGUGGUAGACAUGAAAGAGGCAGCUCCAGUUUAGCAACUCCAAAAGACAGAGACAUUCUUUCUCCCAGUAUUAUUGUCUGUGCUUGUGUCAUGCAUCCACUCUCAAUUAGUCACUAUGGCCAGAGGAGUAAUGUUAUUAGAAGACCCAAGUUGACUGUAUUGAAUGGGUGACAGAGGAUGAAUAGGUCCCCAAAAGCAGCAGGAAGAACUUUUGCAAAAGGGAAUAGUGAUUUUAUCAAAAGAGUGAACUAAGCACACAUGUACAACUCCUCUUCCAUCUAAAAUCCCAUAAAAGACCAAAAUUUUCAAAAUUCAUAAUGCUGUAGAUAAGAGCUUUUAUGACAUCUAAAAUUAUAGAUUACUGAUUAGAUGAAACUACAGCCCCAUAUGUACUGAGAAGAUGCUACAGAGUUAAUGCUGCAUUUAUUUAGGCAUCCUCAAUUGAUACAGAAAUGGGAGAAGCUUUAGGGGGAAAAUAAUGAAAGCAAGUAGAGCAACUGCACCAUUUAGUCCGUUUACCUUCUGCUGCUUACAUAGAGCACUGGGACUCCAUGACAUUUGCUCCAGAGCUAAAGAAACUAUUGUGGACAUUGAUGCCAAAGAGAAGGGCAGAUCUAGAGUGGCCGCUGAUGUUCAGAAGGGACAGUGAAUACACCCUGAAUAUAAGCUACUGGCACACCUAACUACCAUCAUUCUUUACGGCUCCCCUACAGUCUCUAGAGGCAAGCUAUGGCAAACAAACAUCCACAGACAAAUGAACCAGGAUCAUCUAAUGUAAAGAUAAAUCAACAAGCAGUUGAGGAAAAUAAAAUCAUAAGAGAGGGAUUCCCUGGUGGCGCAGUGGUUGAAAAUCCGCCUGCCAAUGCAGGGGACACAGAUUCGAUCCCUGGUCUGGGAAGAUCCCACAUGCCGCAGAGCAACUAAGCCCAUGUGCCACAACUACUGAGCCUGCACUCUAGAACCUGUGUGCUGCAACUACUGAGCCCGCAUGCCAACUACUGAAGCCGCAUGCCUAGAGCCUGUGCUCCACAACAAGAGAAGCCACCACAAUGAGAAGCCUGCACACCCCAACAAAGAGUAGCCCCUGCUCACUGCAGCUAGAGAAAAGCUCAUGAGCAGCAAUGAAGAGCCAAUGCAGCCAAAAAUAAAUAAAAUAAAUAAAUUUAUUAAAAAAUAAAUAAUUUUUAGGGGGAUUGGAACCAAGAUGGCAGAGUAGAAGGAUGUGCUCUCACUCCCUCUUGCAAGAGCACCAGGAUCACAACUAGCUGCUGGACAAUCAUCGACAGGAAGACAUUGGAACUCACCAAAAAAGAUACCCCACGUCCAAGGACAAAGGAGAAGCCACAGUGAGACGGUAGGAGGGGCACAAUCACAGUAAAAUCAAGUCCCAUAACUGCUGGGUGGGUGACUCACAAACUGGCGAACACUUAUACCACAGAAGGUCACCCACUGGAGUGAAGGUUCUGAGCCCCACAUCAGGCUUCCCAACCUGGGAGUCCAGCAAUGGGAGGAGGAAUUCCUAGAGAAUCAGACUUUGAAGGCUACUGGGAUUUGAUUGCAGGAUUUCAACAGAACUGGGGAAAACAGAGACUCCACUCUUGGAGGGCACACACAAAGUAAUGUGCGCAUUGGGACCCAGGGGAAGGAGCAGUGACCCCAGGGGAGACUGAAGCAGACCUACCUGCUAGUGUUGGAGGGUCUCCUGCAGAGGCGGGGUGGGCGGGUGGCUGUGGCUCACCAUGGGGACAAGGACACUGGCAGCAGAAGUUCUGGGAAGUACUCCUUGGCAUGAGCCCUCCCAGAGUCCACCAUUAGCCCCACCAAAGAGCCCAGGUAGGCUCCGGUGUUGGGUUGCCUCAGGCCAAACAACCAACAGGGAGGGAACCCAACCACCCAUCAGCAGUCAAGCAGAUUAAAGUUUUACUGAGCUCUGCCCACCAGAGCAACAGUCAGCUCUACACACCACCAGUCGCUCCCAUCAGGAAACUUGCAUAAGCCUCUUAGAUAACCUCAUCCACCAGAGGGCAGACAGCAGGAGCAAGAAGAACUACAGUCCUGCAGCCUGUGGAACAAAAACCACAUUCAAAGAAAGAUAGACAAGAGGAAAAGGCAGAGGGCUAUGUACCAGAUGAAGGAACAAGAUAAAACCCCAGAAAAACAGCUAAAUGAAGUGGAGAUAGGCAACCUUCCAGAAAAAGAAUUGAGAAUAAUAAUAGUGAAGAUGAUCCAGGACCUUGGGAAAAGAAUGGAGGCAAAGAUCGAGAAGAUGGAAGAAAUGUUUAACAAAGACCUAGAAGAAUUAAAGAACAAACAAACAGAGAUGAACAAUACAAUAACUGAAAUGAAAACUAUACUAGAAGGAAUCAGUAGCAGAAUAACUGAGGCAGAAGAACGGAUAAGUGACAUGGAAGACAGAAUGGUGGAAUUCACUGCUGCAGAACAGAAUAAAGAAAAAAGAAUGAAAAGAAAUGAAGACAGCCUAAGAGACCUCUGGGACAAUAUUAAAUGCUACAACAUUCACAUUAUAGGGGUCCCAGAAGGCGAAGAGAGAGAGAAAGGACCAGAGAAAAUAUUUGAAGAGAUUAUAGUCGAAAAUUUCCCUAACAUGGGAAGAGAAAAAGCAACCCAACUCCAGGAAGCGCAGAGAGUCCCAUACAGGAGAAACCCAAGGAGAAACACGCCAAGACACAUAGUAAUCAAUUUGGCAAAAAUUAAAGACAAAAAACUUAUUAAAAGCAGCAAGGGAAAAAUGAGAAAUAACAUACAAGGGAACUCCUAUAAGGUUAACAGCUGAUUUCUCAGCAGAAACUCUACAAGCCAGAAGGGAGUGGCAUGAUAUAUUUAAAGUGAUGAAAGAGAAGAACCAAGAUUACUCCACCUGGCAAGGAUCUCAUUCAGAUUCGAUGGAGAAAUCAAAAGCUUUACCAACAAGCAACAGCUAAGAGAAUUCAGCACCAUCAAACCAGCUCUACAACAAAUGAUAAAGGAACUUCUCUAAGUGGGAAACACAAGGGAAGAAAAGGACCUAGAAAAACAAACCCAAAACAAUUAAGAAAAUGGUAAUAGGAACAUACAUAUCGAUAAUUACCUUAAACGUGAAUGGAUUAAAUGCUCUAACCAAAAGACAUAGGCUUGCUGAAUGGAUACAAAAACAAGACCCAUAUAUAUGCUGUCUACAAGAGACCCACUUCAGACCUAGGGACACAUUCAGACUGAAAGUGAGGGGAUGGAAAAAGAUAUUCCAUGCAAAUGGAAAUCAAAAGAAAGCUGGAGUAGCAAUAUUCAUAUCAGAUAAAAUAGACUUUAAAGAAUGUUACAAGAGACAAGGAAGGACACUAUGUAAUGAUCAGGGGAUCAAUCCAAGAAGAAGAUAUAACAAUUAUAAAUGUAUAUGCACCCAACAUAGGAGCACCUCAAUACAUAAGGCAACGGCUAACAGCUCUAAAAGAGGAAAUCGACAGUAACACAAUAAUACUGGGGAACGUUAACACCUCACUUACACCAAUGGACAGAUCAUCCAAAAUGAAAAUAAAUAAGGAAACAGAAGCUUUAAAUGACACAAUAGACCAGAUAGAUUUAAUUGAUAUUUAUAGGACAUUCCAUACAAAAACAGCAGAUUACACUUUCUUCUCAAGUGCACACAGAACAUUCUCCAGGAUAGAUCACAUCUUGGGUCACAAAUCAAGACUCAAUAAAUUUAAGAAAAUUGAAAUCAUUUGAAGCAUCUUUUCUGAUCACAAUGCUAUGAGAUUAGAAAUGAAUUACAGGGAAAAAAACGUAAAACACACAAACACGUGGAAGCUAAACAAUACGUUACUAAAUAACCAAGAGAUCACUGAAGAAAUCAAAGAGGAAAUCAAUACCUAGAGACAAAUGACAAUGAAAACAAUAUGAUCCAAAACCUAUGGGAUGCAGCAAAAGCAGUUCUAAGAGGGAAGUUUAUAGCUAUACAAGCCUACCUCAAGAAACAAGAAAAAUCUCAAAUAAACAAUCUAACCUUACACCUAAAGGAACUAGAGAAAGGACAAUCAAAAACCAAAGUUAGCAGCAGGAAAGAAAUCAUAAAGAUCAGAGCAGAAAUAAAUGAAAUAGAAACAAAAAAAAAACAAUAGCAAAGAUCAAUAAAACUAAAAGCUGGUUCUUUGAGGAUAUAAAGAAAAUUGAUAAACCAUUAGCCAGACUCAUCAAGAAAAAGAGGGAGAGGACUCAAAUCAAUAAAAUUAGAAAUGAAAAAGGAGAAGUUACAACAGACACCACAGAAAUACAUAGCAUCCUAAGAGACUACUAGAGGCAACUGUGUGCCAAUAAAAUGGACAACCUGGAAGAAAUGGACAAAUUCUUAGAAAGGUAUAACCUCCCAAGACUGAACCAGGAAGAAAUAGAAAAUAUGAACAGAACAAUCACAAGCAAUGAAAUUGAAACUGUGAUUUAAAAUCUUCCAACAGGGCUUCCCUGGUGGUGCAGUGGUUGAGAGUCCACCUCCUGAUGCAGGGGACACGGGUUCGUGCCCCGGUCUGGGGGGAUCCAACAUGCCAUGGAGCAGCUGGGCCCGUGAGCCAUGGCCACUGGGCCUGAGCGUCUGGAGCCUGUGCUCUGCAGCAGGAGAGGCCAAAGCAGUGAGAGGCCCGCGCACCACAAAAAAAAAAAAAAAAAAAAAAUCUUCCAACAUCAAAAGUCCAGGACUAGAUGGAUUCACAGGUGAAUUCUAUCAAACAGAGAAGAGCUAACAGUGAUCCUUCUCAAAUUCUUCCAAAAAAUUGCAGAGGAAGUAACACUCCCAAACUCAUUCUAUGAGGCCACCAUCACCCUGAUACCAAAACCAGACAAAGAUACUACAAAAAAAGAAAAUUACAAACCAAUAUCAGUGAUGAAUAUAGAUGCAAAAAUCCUCAACAAAAUACUAGCAAACAGAGUCCAACAACACAUUAAAAGGAUCAUACACCAUGACUAAGUGGGAUUUAUCCCAGGAAUGCAAGGAUUCUUAAUAUACGCAAAUCAAUCAAUGUGAUAUACCAUGUUAACAAUUGAAGAAUAAAAACCAUAUGAUCAUCUCAAUAGAUGCAGAAAAAGCUUUUGACAAAAUUCAACACCCAUGUAUGAUAAAAACUCUCCAGAAAGUGGGCAUAGAGGGAACCUACCUCAACAUAAUAAAGGCCAUGUACAACAAACCCACAGCAAACAUCAUUCUAAUGGUGAAAAAUUGAAAGCAUUUCCUCUAAGAUUGGGAACAAGACAAGGAUGUCCACUCUUGCCACUAUUAUUCAACAUACUUUUGUAAGUCCAGCCACAGCAAUCAGAGAAGAAAAAGAAAUAAAAGUAGCACAAAUUGGAAAAGAAGAAGUAAAACUGUAACAGUUUGCAGAUGACAUGAUACUAUACAUAGAGAAUCCUAAAUAUGCCACCAGAAAACCACUAGAGCUCAUCAAUGAAUUUGGUAAAGUUGCCGGAUACAAAAUUAAUGCACAGAAAUCUCUUGCAUUCCUAUACACUAAUGAUGAAAAAUCUGAAAGAGAAAUUAAGGAAACACUCCCAUUUACCACUGCAACAUAAAGAAUAAAAUACCUAGGAAUAAACCUACCUAGGGUGACAAAAGAACUGUAUGCAGAAAAUUAUAAGACACUGAUGAAAGAAAUUAAAGAUGAUACCAACAGAUGGAGAGAUAUACCAUGUUCUUGGACUGGAAGAAUCAAUAUUGUGAAAAUGACUAUACUACCCAAAGCAAUCUACAGAUUAAAUGCAAUCCCUAUCAAAUUACCAAUGGCCUUUUUUACAGAACUAGAACAAAAAAUCUUCAAAUUUGUAUGGAGACACAAAAGACCCAGAAUAGCCAAAGCAGUCUUGAGGGAAAAAAAUGGAGCAGGAGGAAUCAGACUCCCUGACUUCAGACUAUACUACAAAGCUACAGUAAUCAAGACAGUAUGGUACUGGCACAAAAACAGAAACAUAGAUCAAUGGAACAAAAUAGAAAGCCCAGAAAUAAACCCACGCACCUAUGGUCAACUAACCUAUGAAAAAGGAGGCAAGGAUAUACAAUGGAGAAAAGACAGUCUCUUCAAUAAGUGGUGCUGGGAAAACUGGACAGCUACAUGUAAAAGAAUGAAAUUAGAGCACUCCCUAACACCAUACACAAAAAUAAACUCAAAAUGGAUUAGAGACCUAAAUGUAAGACCAGACACUAUAAAACUCUUAGAGGGAAACAUAGGAAGAACACUUUUUGACAUAAAUCACAGCAAGGUCUUUUUUGAUCCACCUCCUAGAGUAAUGGAAAUAAAAACAAAAAUAAACAAAUGGGACCUAAUGAAAUUUCAAAGCUUUUGCACAGCAAAGGAAACAAGACAAAAAGACAACCCUCAGAAUGGGAGAAAAUAGUUGCAAACAAAUCAAUGGACAAAGGAUUAAUCUCCCAAAUGUAUAAACAGCUCAUGCAGCUCAAUAUUAAAAAAACAAACAACCCAAUCCAGAAAUGGCAGAAGACCUAAAUAGACAUUUCUCCAAAGGAGACAUACAGAUGGCCAGGAAGCACAUGAAAAGCCACUCAACAUCACUAAUUAUUAGAGAAAUGCAAAUGAAUACUACAAUGAGGUAUCACCUCACACCAGUCAGAAUGGGCAUCAUCAGAAAAUCUACAAACAACAAAUGCU
This is a messenger RNA of Orcinus orca (killer whale), 10095 nucleotides long. It is a transcript of the gene CABCOCO1, whose product is annotated as ciliary associated calcium binding coiled-coil 1. NCBI's taxonomy places the organism in Eukaryota, Metazoa, Chordata, Mammalia, Artiodactyla, Delphinidae. The transcript is spliced from 6 exons. Bases 237 to 887 code for a protein of 216 amino acids. The record is from RefSeq and is a predicted model, not a curated record.